Molecule: messenger RNA, 1212 nt
Organism: Megalobrama amblycephala (Wuchang bream)
Lineage: Eukaryota; Metazoa; Chordata; Actinopteri; Cypriniformes; Xenocyprididae
Gene: ccdc160
Product: coiled-coil domain containing 160
Exons: 2
Coding region: 154-1173 (339 amino acids)
Source: RefSeq, a predicted model, not a curated record
ACAUUGAUUUUAAUUUGUUUUCUUCACAAGUAAUUCGAUGAGUUAAAAUGUAUUACUUUACUUUUAAAUCCAGUUAAUUGCGUCAGUAAUUUUAUUAAAUCGAAGUUCUUCAGUCUGUUUUGAGUCUGACUGAACGUAUUUGGCGCGCUUUGCAUGUAUUUCAUUGGGUCUCUCAAAAUGGAGGAUCAAUCUUCAACUGAAGACAAGAACAACUUGUUGAAAGCUCUUCACAACUGUUUUAGGACGAUGGAAAUCACUGGUCAAAACCCUGAACAUGAGUAUAGCUCCAGAGAUGACCAUCACUGGGUGGAAAAACUGUUCCCUCCUCGUUUCACUUUGCAAAACUUGCUUGAAAACCAGACAAACACAAAUGAACAAUGCAACAGCUCAACAAAAUCACCAUCAUCAACCCAUUCUACAGACAUGGAUGAACCCAAGAGGAGCCAGAGAAGGCAGAUCUACCUGACAGCUCUGAAAGAGGUUCAGCACACUGAGCGACUGCGAAAGAAGGAGGCCCUUGCGAAGAGAAUCAUUAGGCAUGAGCAGCCUAUAGAUGUAAGAGCAAACUCUGAAAAUCCCACUGACCAGGGUGAGAUGUGCAUAUGGAAUGAGAGGGACAUCUGCAAACUACGGACUGGUUUUGCAGAAGUGGAGAGGGACAGAUGGCGGAUAAAGCAACAGCUCAGUUGUACAGAGGAGCAGCUUAAAGCAGAACAUGAGCAAAGGCUGAAGCUGCAGGGCCUAGUGGAGAAGCUGGAGGAACAGUUAAGCCUUUCCAAAAAAAUGACUACACGUCAGGACCUCGUGAUAAAUGAUAUGAAGUCACAGAGCCAAAAAAUGAACGCUCAGUUACAUAAGCUGACUAUACAGGUCAGGGAAAAGGAAGAAGAGGCAGACAGGUGGAGGACAACUCUGAGUAGAGCAAAAGAGGACAUGCAGCAGGUCGUACAGGAGCGCUCCAACCUCAUGUGGGAACUGGAAAGAGCGCAAGCGCAAUGGAAGUCUGAAAGAGACAGGCUGGAAAAAGCAGCUCGAAUAGAAAAUGAGGCUGUGCUCCUGAGGCUUCAGAGGGAGGUGGAGCAGACCCGAGCUGACCUGCACGCAGAGAGAGAGAGUCACGCACGGAGCCGCACGGCCCUCGAGCUCUUACGCAGGCACUUCAGCAGCCAAUAAUUAGUUGCAGCAAUAUAAAUGUAGCCUUUUAAUAAAUAA